Vespa velutina is the source of this 6266-nucleotide messenger RNA. RefSeq lists its product as uncharacterized. NCBI's taxonomy places the organism in Eukaryota, Metazoa, Arthropoda, Insecta, Hymenoptera, Vespidae. The coding region runs from base 2178 to 6206 and encodes 1342 amino acids. The record is from RefSeq and is a predicted model, not a curated record. The transcript is spliced from 9 exons. Gene Ontology annotation, molecular function: protein binding.
AAUCUCACCUUAACCUAUUUCCAAGAAUGUAUCGAAGAUGAUUUAAUUUCUUCUUCUUUUUUCUCUUUCUCUUUCUCUUUCUCUUUCUCUCUUUCUCUCUCUCUCUACCUAUAUAUAUAUAUAUAUGUUCACUUUCGUCCGAAAUGAGAUUGUAACGUCUUGUUGAAAAAUUGAAUGACUUAAAAUAAAGAAUAGAGAAACUGGGGUCGAUUAGUAUCAAGAAAAGACAAAUAUAUGUAAUAAGAUCGCGUCGAUGUCACGUGGACGAGCAAUCGUAGCUCGCGAUUGGUUGGUUAAAAAUGACCUUUGUUGAAAUAAAACCAAUAGGAUUCUAAGAAUGCAAGAGGAAGAUUCGAACGAACGAACGAACGAACGAACGAACGAACGAACGAACGAACGACCGACCGACCGAUUGACCGACCGAUUGACCGACCGAUUGACCGAUCGACCAAAUACGAGCUCUUCAUUAUCGAUCGAAUAGGAUUUCUUCAUUAUCGAUCGUGAUACGAACACUUUUAAUAAAUUAUUUUUCAAGUAAUACGCGCAUGCGCGUAUGCGAUCAGUUGUAUUAAAGAAAAAGAGAGAGAAAGAGAAAGAGAGAGAGAGAGAGAGAGAGAGAGAGAGAGAGAGCGAGUUACGAAAGAUAACAGAAGAGUGGAAAGAGUAAAAACGAAAGGGAAGAGGGAACGAUAUAUUCGUGACACAUCCCACAUGCCGACAUUCCUGCAACCCUACCCGAUAGAUCCCGUAGGAUUUAUUUUAAGAUUGGUAUGACGACAGAAAAAGAGAGAGAGAGAGAGAGAGAGAGAGAGAGAGAGAGAGAGAGAGAGAGAGAGAGUGAGUGAGUGAACACGAAGCUUCGUUGCUCGUCUUCAGUAGCGAAUCCGCGAGUGGCUUUGCUGGCACGGGGUGUCGAGACGCGAUCGAACGCGAGUGUUAAAGGAUUCUACGACGUUUUCAAUCGAACGAAAUAAUCCGCGAAACGGUCGAACAGUCGGGAUUCUCUUUACCGCCAUCAUCAAAACCAUCCCUCUCCUCCUCCUUCUCCUCCUUCUCCUUCUCUUCCUUCUCCUUCUCAUCUUCGUUCCUAACCUCCUUCCCCUUCCUGCCCCUACCUAUCACAUAAAAAGAAACUCCGAAAUAUAUUACGUGUAUAUCUAAAUAUAUACGUAUACAUAUGUACAUAUAUAUAUAUAUAUAUAUAUGUAUUUAUGUUUAUUAUGUACCUUCAUACAUAUAUACAGUUAGAAAUUUUACGAAUGCUAAAAUUUCGCGGUCUCUUACGAAUAAUGUCCGCCAUCUUGGUUCAAAAGAAGAAGUAGUAGUAAAAGAGAUAAAGGUGGUAAAGAAAGUUCGGAAGGUAGUCGUUCUUUCGUGAAAAUAGUGCAAGUGGAAGAGAGAAUCUACGAUCCGCAAAAAUCAAAGAAAGAAAGAAAGAAAGAAGAAAAGAAAGAUAGACAGUGAGACAGAUAGAGCAAGAAAAAGAGAGAGAGAGAGAGAGAGAGAGAGAGAGAGAGAGAGAAGGAAAAAAAAGAAAGAAAGAAGAGAUAGCUGCUUUUCACGGGAAGUUAUUCCCAAAGGAGAUUCAAGCUUGCUUUCAACUUUGUAUACCUAACCUCGUUUCGUAGUAAAGAAACGAGAGAUUCUUGGUUCUCGAAAUAAAACGAAGAGAAAUAAAAAAAAAAAAAAAAAGAAAGGAAGAAAUAGAUACUAUACGAUAUUAUUAACGAUCGGAUCGGAUCGAUUCGGAUCGAUUACUUUUUUACGAUCGUUUUACGUCCUCGUAAUAAUUAUGUCGUAGAUUAAUACGUAUGAUUGCACGGUGAAAAAGUGUAUCUGACUAGUUGCCAAAAAGCUUUGAAACUGAACGUUUUACGUAAGAGAAACCAUGUAGUAGCCCGUUUUCAAUUCGUACAUACAUAUGUUCAUAUAUAUAUCUAUGUAUGUAAUAUAUGAAACACUCGUAUUGAAAUCCAUUGGGUUAAAAUCCAGUGUGGAUGAUACCUUUAAAGGGUCCUUUCCCAAUUUCAAAUUGGAAGCUUCUUUUGCCUGCCCCUUUCGAGGGCAUUGAUCCAGAAAGAGAUACAUAAGUGUGUAUAUAUAUAUAUAUAUAUAUAUAUAUAUAUAUAUAUAUAUCGUUUCAACCGUUAUUAUCGCACAUCUGGAAAACUGGAACCAUGAAGAACGCUUAUCCAGUCGUAACGGCAGCCUCGUCCAAUCCGGUCGAUUCGGUCGAUUCGGUCGAUUCUUCAAUAAGUCAAGAUAUAUCAAAGGACGAGAUCGAUAAUCAAACGUCACCAAUAAUAAGACUCAAACUCGACAAACCAUUGCAUUGGUAUUGGGAACUUACGACUACGGCCGACGACGCCCUUCCGGUUAUACAAUUGUUGGACAAGGACGGUCGUUUAUUGGUCGAGACAACAGGUAAAACUGCUCAAAGGGCUAGGGGCUCUUUUCGCGAAGGUUUGAUCAAUUACGAAAAAUUUCCUUUGUCUCGUAAAAUAUCGAGAUCCACGUCGGUUAAUUCCAAACGUGAACCAAUGCAAUCGAGUGGUAAUCGUAAUGUCGACGGUUUCAGUAACAAAUUUGGCCCAUUUGAGUUUGGUUACAAACCGAGAAAAUCCAGGAGCGACGCUAGUAUCAAGGUCAUCCGCGAUAAAAAAAUUAAAAACAAAGAGAACGACAAAGAGAUCGUUAAGAGAUAUUCGACCGGUGAUUUUCUACGUCGACAGAUUUUAGAUGAUUUAAGAACGAAAAAUAUGUUUGACAAAAGCCCCGAUGAGAUUGCCAAGGAACGUUGUAGAAAGGUCAAGGCUUAUUUGAAAGGUCAAAGCGAUAUUGUUCAUUCGUCUAAUCGUAAAAUUAAUCGCGAUUAUUCGAACCCAUUCGUACGGUCCAAUGAUAAAUUAGAUAAGAUAGAAUCGGAAGAGGAUCAUGGAUCCGAUGAUAAUAAUAAAUCGAAAUUUUAUCUAUCUAACACGAAUGACGAUAAUGUCGUUGAAUCGAUUAACAAUGAUUAUGUUGAUUCUGAUAAGCUCGUUAAAAUUCGUAGUUUUUUGACUGAGAAAUUGCGUGAAAGAAUGGAAUCUAAUAAGAACGUGGAUAAUAAUUUGACGAUUAAAAAAUUAUAUUUCGAUCGUAAAAACGUCGUCGAUUCUAAUAAUAUCGAAACGCAUUAUCGUACGAGAAAGGUAAGAAGCGAAACGAACGUAAUUAAUUCGUCAGGAAGAAGAAUGAGAUUCGAGAAGGAGAAUCAGGAGGAUAAUAAUGAUGACGAUGAUGACGACGAUGACGAUGAGAAGGAUAUGAAUUUACGAGGAUCUUUUGGAUUUAACGAAAGUGAAAAGAAAAAUGGACGCAACGUACGUUCUAUAUCAUCUUCGUUCGUUAAAAAAAAUAAUUAUCGUCGAUCGAAGAGCGACGCCUUGCUCGUAAGAAGAUCUAAUGAAUUCGUCGAACAACAAAGAAAAUAUAAAUCCACUAGGAGAGAAUCUACGGAUAAAAGGAGAACAUAUCGUAAAACGAAAAGCGAUCUUCAUUUUGAUAAUCCUAACACCGAGAAGGAAUUGGAUAGGAUCGAAAGAUCCUGGAAGGAUUAUAAGGAAAGAAAGAAACUUGAGAAACUUCAAAGAGAGAGUGGUUUGAAGGAGAAGGAUGAGGAAGAAGUGGAAGAGGAGAAGAAGAAUGAAGAAAAAGAGGAUAAUUUUAUGUUGAAUAAGACAAGAACAACGAAGGACGUUAAAAGGGAAUUAUGCGUUACGAGAAAUUGUAAAGUAUGUCAAAAUCUUCGUAAUUCUUUAGGAUCAACUAUUAACAACGAUAUUAUAUGUCCCUUUGAUAAUAAUAAUGGUACCGAUCGUAUUACCUUUGAAAAAUCAAUUGAUCCUAAUUCCAAAUCAUCGUCCAUUAUCGUCUCGCCCGAUUUUGGAUACAAUUCGAUACACAAGGCCGCGUUCAAAGAUUAUCGUGAAUUGUAUGCACGUUCGAACGUUAAAAAAAGUGCAACGUUUAAAAUAAUAGACGGUAGCGAGGAACACGAGGAUAGCUUUAAGGAAGAUGACGAUUCGAAUUUGAUCGACGAUAAUGAAUCACGUCGUCAGGAUAAAACCGAGACGUUGUCGUUGAUUAAUAAAUCGAACGAGGACAUAGCCAGGGAUUAUUUCAAACGCGUUUACGAACUUUUGAAGAAACGUCAAGAGGAGGCACGUAAGAUAGCUGAGAAACGUGACGUCAUUGGAUACGACGAUUCUUCAUCCUCGAAUUAUGUCGAAGAAGUACGAAGGAGAAAGCACAGGCGUAGAAGGAGAGAUCCUGCUCAGGAGAGCACUUUCCGAGUGACGUUACAAAAGAGCAGUCGAGGUCUAGGCUUAAGCGUUUCCGGUGGUGGUACUGCAGGACCUGUCAGAGUAAAAAGACUCUUCCCAUUACAACCCGCCGCAUUGUCCAACAAACUUCAACCAGGAGAUAUACUCCUCGCCGCCAAUGGAAUUCCUUUAACCGGUUUAACGAAUUACAUUUUUUUGCAGGAAGCAUUAGAAGUAUUACGAACGACCCCGAACACGGUCGAGCUGGUAGUGUGCAGACUUCCGGGUGACACAAAUGUCACACCACCUGGUGCGCCCCCACCACCACCAGCACGUCGUGAGCCACCGCCACCAUUACGAAUUCCAAAUCCUCUGCCGCCACUUCAAAUUGAGCCCUGUGGCGAAUUCGAUAUAGAAAUGAUGAAAGUAGGAGGUAGCUUAGGCUUCACCCUGAGGAAGGCUGACAGCAGUGCAUUGGGCCAUUACGUGAGAGCACUCGUCCGUGAACCGGCUCUCAGCGAUGGUAGGAUUCGUCCUGGUGACAAGAUCGUCGCGGUUGAUGGUGCACCGCUUUCACCGAUGAGCCAUGAAGAGGCUGUGGCACUCUUGAGACAGUGUGGACCAAAAGUAAAGCUUCGAUUGUAUCGUGAUCUGGCACAAACACCGGUUUCCGCUUUAUCACCUACUGAACCGGAUCAUCCUCUUCGUCCACCGCGAACCUGUCUAAGACAAGAAGCCGUGGAUAUGCUGUGCGAUUUGGCAGCUCGAAAACUAUCACCAGGUACAUCGAGUGGUUCCAGUUGUUUGCAAUCACCUGCCGCAUCCUGUACUUCACCGAGAAGACACCGACGACUCGCUACUCGUACACCCACUGCCGAUAACGAUCAAGAGAUUCCGGAGAAGUUUCACGAAGGACAAACAGCAUCUAUAGGGAGUCAGGCUGAGACUUCGGAUUCCGAUCAGUGUUCCGUAAGAACGCAAAUAACGAAUUCGCAAGCUAAUACACCGAUCUCCAAUACGGAUAUCAUCAUAGAUCCACCAUCACAAUAUCACGUAUGCGAGACAACCGAUUCACCAUUGAGAACUCCAACUCGGCCAAGUUUCUUAGAUCUAUCCGCGCCUCAAGGGAAGCCACAUUUUCAAUUUUGCAGCGCCGACUCGGACGAAUAUCCGGUCGAGACUAUGUUAUUCUCCGAAAAGGAUUCCAGUUGUUCGUUCGAGACCGAUUAUCAUGGAAAGGAAAUCCGUGGAUUGUCAAGCGACGAACAGGACAAUGAUUUGCCAUCUGAACCUGCCUCAAUGCCACCAGUACUCUCGUCGACUAGCAGUAAUAGUACUGGUGGUGCCUUCAGUUACAAAAAUCCUGCUUAUCAGAGUGCUAAUCCUGCAUGCGGCGUUACCAUUGACGCCGUAUCAAAGAACAAAGUUACGCAUUCAAGCGAUCAAGAUAUACCAGGUAAGAUUCUUGGAACGGAAGAUCCAGCUGGUAGCAAGGGUUUGUUAAAGUGGAAGGGAGUUAUGUUUGCACCUAGCGACGAUAUGAACGAGUGCGAGAAAGACGUAACCAAAGUCGAUAAAGAUAAUUUGGACUCAACGAUAUCUUCAGAGGGUCAUGAUGAACAGGGAAACGAAGUGUUCAUGGUAGAAUUGACACGCGGAUGGAAUAGUCGAUUAGGUUUCAGUUUAAAGUCCGAAGACAAUCACACUGUGAUAUCGGUGGUACAUCCUGAUAGUGUAGCAGCUAGAGACGGAAGAUUGAAACAGGGCGACGUCUUGUUAAUGGUUAACGAUGAGAGUGUCGAAAGUAUGUCGACGGCUGAGAUAAUAGACUUGUUACGUAAGAUACGCGGUUCUAUAGGUAUUACGGUGAUGAGAAAGAACAAGCAAGAAAAUGCAACGUGACAGUAAAAAUCGAUUAGGUGUCUGAUUAAACGAUCAUAAGAGAUUAAAAAAAAAAAAAAA